AGUCGGAGCACGUUUAUCGAAAUGGAUGCCAUAUUUGUUUAUACGUUUAACACGGAACGCCGUUGCUCUUUGAUGAACAACAGUUACAGAGUUCAAUCAUUUUGACGAACUUUGCUACUUUUGAAAUGGACUCACUGAGAAGCUGAGAUUUCUCUUCACCAUGGGAACUCUAUAUGAGUGUCUACGUGAAGCAAGACUAGAGAAGUAUUAUCCAGCAUUUCGUGCAAAUGGCAUAAUGCAUUCACAAGAGCUUGCUCAUGUAACAAUGGCAGAGUUUGCUGCUAUGGGUAUAUCAGGUACAGAAGACCGACGUCGCCUUACAGAUCUUGUAAACAUCAUCAAAACAGUCAGCAGGAGCAGAAGCAACAGUGGUAAUUCUAGCACCAGUCUGUCACACAGACGCCUUGCAAGUCCAGUCUCAAAACAUACUCUACCUCCUCACACCAUGGUUCAGUCCAACAGAAAUUCUCUUCGGAACAAUGGAAGUCCAAUAGAGGGAGCUGCUGGAGAUAACUUAUCAUAUUUUCAAGUUGAGGGAGUCAGACUUGAGCCAACUCGCAAUGUAAGUGUUCGGGAGCGGGGACCCAAUUUCUCAGCAGCGUCAUAUAUGGACAUGCUGGACAUGAUGUCAGACAGCAGCCACUCUGAUGCUAGUGAAAACCACUCACAGUCCUCAGAUGGAGAGACUGGAUCCCAACCUUCUAGGACCACUAACCCUGCUCCAAGUUUGUCAAACAGAAUGCUGAGGAAAAUGGCUGCAGCCUCUUUUGAGAAGGUGCGCCAUUCAAGACCAAAGGGAUACAACUAUGGUGUUCCUUCCAGCAAGGACUCUGUCAAAAUAAAAGCAAGAAGUUGGAGAGUAAGCAAGGUAGAUGAACGGAUUCGUGUGUGUGUCCGCAAACGUCCACAAAAUCGGCGAGAGAUAAGAAGUUCAGAUGAGGACAUCGUAAUAGCUGAGAGCACAAAUACAGUUCUAGUGAUGGAGCCAAAAGUGACAGUAGACCUUACAGCUUUCACUCUGAAGCAUGAGUUUGUCUUUGAUGACGUCUUUGAUGAGCACUGUUCAAAUCAAGAUGUUUAUAUCCAUGCUGCCCGACCCCUCAUCAACACAGUCUUCCAUGGGAGCAAUGCCACAUUCUUUGCAUACGGUCAGACAGGAGCUGGUAAAACACACACUAUGUUAGGGAACCAUGAGACUCCAGGCCUGUAUCAACUAGCAGCAGAAGAUGUUUUCAAAAUAAUUACAUCAGGACAACAUGGGCCUAAUCUUCAUGUCUGGGUCUCAUUUUUUGAAAUCUACUGUGGACAGCUCUUUGACUUGCUCAACCACCGCAACAGACUGGUCGCACGAGAAGAUGGAAAUCACCGUGUAUGCAUUGCUGGGUUGACAGAGACUGAAGCAACUGAUGUAACUACACUGAUACAGAUACUCGACUAUGGAAACUCUGUUCGCAGCAAAGGAGCAACAGGUGUAAACUCUGAUUCAUCACGCUCUCAUGCUAUACUCCAACUAGAGAUUCGUGAUGCUGAUGAUACUCGGCUAGGGAAAAUUUCAUUCAUUGAUCUGGCUGGAAGUGAGCGAGCCUCUGACAUGAUAGAUACUGAUCGUCAGACAAGGCUAGAGGGUGCAGAAAUCAACCAAAGUCUCCUUGCCUUGAAGGAAUGCAUACGAUCAAUUGACCAAGAGAGCCGCCACACCCCUUUCAGACAAAGUAAAUUAACUCACAUCCUGAAGGAUGCCUUCGUGGGAAAUUCUCGCACAUGCAUGAUUGCAAAUGUGUCACCCACACAGUCAGCCUGUGAACACACACUAAACACAUUGCGAUAUGCAGAUAGGGUGAAACAACUGAAAAAAGAAAGUCCAAAUGUGAUGAGUAGCUCAGUGGGUCAGGCUAUGAACCUGCUGAUGAAUAUACCUCUUACUACGCCUUCUUUCUUUCACCCAACCAAUGUAUUGUCCACAUCAACACCACUGCGUCCACACCCAUCUAGAUCCAGCCACUUAAAUCCUGCUGCAGACAUGACUUUUGACCCUGCAGAGACACCAAUACGGGGUCACCAUAUUUCCCAGCGCACCACUCCCAAGGCAUCUUCUCGGCAGCAGCAAGGUGCUGUGGGGAGAGGUCCCGCAAAAUCUCGAGCGAAAGAUACCUGGCUGCCAAGGCCAAGGAUGCAGCCUGAAGCAGCAGCAUCACAGGCACCGCCUCCUCCCCAUCCUGAAGCCUCGCCCAGUGAAUCAGAGCAGACUGACACUGAUUCGUGCAACAUCACCCACCUAACUGAGAUAAGACCUGGCCCAUCAGAACCCAAUAUUCCAGUCAUCAGGUCCACAGACACAGAGUUUGAGUUUCCAACCUCUGACUUCAACAACAUCGAUGAGCAGCUCAAUGACCUCAAUCAAACAGGAGACAAGGCAAGGUCUCAAUUAUCUGAAAUACAAGCAAAACCUGAUUCUGCUGCUUGUGCCAGCAGCAGCAAAAACGGCAACUAUCAAGAGAAGCAGAUUGGUUUACAGAUGAAUCCUUCAAGCGAAAUCCUUCCAUCUGGUCAAACCAAGCAUGCAUCAGUCCCAUCUGUGCAAGCACCGCCAGAUACACCCAGGCAGGAUUCAGUAUCAGACAGCUCCCUGCCGCAUGGUGGUCAUCAGGGAACUCCAAAAGAUGCAACAGAAACUCAAGCAGCAAGUAAAGAACAACCCAAAGCAUCACCACUUGCAGAACACCAAAGUACCACUGACAGCUUUGAUGAUGAAAUGCUUUUUGGUGGGCCCUUAAUGUCAGGACCUCCUCAGCAAGAACCAGCACAUGUCAGUGGGCCUUCAGUCAGAUCAGAGGGUCUGUGGCUGCAGAGGGCUAACUUGCAGGAGAUGGGACUGCCUGCAAUGCAAACAGCCAUUAGUUCAGACUUGACCAGUUUUGCUCAGAGGUCACAAAUGAGAGUUGAACUAGAAAGGGGUACAAGAUUAGAGCCUAAGACUGGCUUAAAAAAUGAUAAGAAAUAUAGUCCAAGAAAAGUUGACGACUUCUCAGGAGCACCAAACAUGCCAUCUCCCAAACUGGCUGAUGUAACUGAUUUAAGUGGUAUCAGUAGUGGCAACAAUGACAAGACAGGAAGUUACAGUGUCAGAUCACAGUUCUCUCCUGUUUCUUGUGGCAGUCCAGAUUUAUCUUCAGGACAGACAGUGCAAAGACAUGACCUACAAGAAAAUAUUUCUCAUGAAUCAUGUAAUCCUCCAAAAAGUCCAUCAGAAGCGUGGUCUGGUCAUACUGAGUUUGAAAAAUGGAGGAAAGGAAAAACAAAAAACGAUAGCAGUGCUGUAGAGACUACCACAGGAAAUGGAAGAAAUCAGCCAGCGAUGUCAGUUGUUUCUACAGAGAGUGACACACAGUCACAGAAUAAUACACAUUACAAACUGAAAAGACCAAAGGGAGAUACAAACUAUCAAAAGCAAAGAGCUGUUUCUGAUGUCAGAGGGACACAUUCUGCCAUAAACUCAUUUCUUUGUUCAGGAACAGGUGUCCAAAUGGCAAAACUGACAUCAUCAGCAGUCACUACAGAAAAGCUGGUACCAGGAGCAGUGUUUUCUCCAAUUCAUCCUUUUCCAGUCAGCACAAACAUGGCACAACCAGGUACCAUAAAUGUCAGUGUUGUUCAGCCAAAACCUCUGACAGGUGUUCUUGCAUCAUCAGCUGUGAGUGGCACAGGUUCCUCGGGUGCCAUUUACACAGAUAAUGAGAGAGAAGAAGCCAGGGUAGCACUGGUAGGACAUCAUGAAGAACAGUUGGCAGCCAUCACCUCAUUAUGCAAGCAGGAAAUGAAACUUCUUCUUAGUGCCAAGAAACUGGGACAGAGAAGUUUUGAAGAGUAUCUGCACCGUGUUGGUAUUAUACUUGCUCAGAAAAUGUCAGCCAUCAACCACCUUCAGAACGAAAUAGGUCAGUACCAAGCCAGAUUUAACCCUUCCUGCACUUCAGAUUCUGUUGCAGCAGCAGCAGCAGCUUCCUCCAUUGUGACUACCAAUAAUAUAUCCCAGCAUUCUUAGACAGUUUAUAAUAAUUACCUUUGACAUUGCCCGUUGAGCAUGUCUGUGAUCCAGAAUACAAAGUGUGUGAAGUUUUUAUAUUGAUCUCAUGGUUGUUCAGUCAGCUUAAAAAAUAAAAAAUGCAUUUGACAUUUGAGCUGGCACAACAUAGCUUUUAUGCAGAGUGACUUUUGAAAAUAAAUAUUUAUUUAUUUGAUGUCAAGAUUUCUUUAUGUACUUGUCUUUUCUGUAUGCAAAAAUAAAAUGAGCUGGAACAGAAAUAAAUACCUUUGUAAGUUAAUGGACAAAAUGUAAGCAAACUAUUGGUUUUAUUGUCACUGUUAUUUUAUAGUUACUGUUCUGUUAAUGUUUAUCAAGCCACCUUUGUUGUAUGGCUUGGAGUUAUGAGGUGAAAAACAUAUAGGCAGGAAAGGAAGAUAUUUUUGGGGCAUGAUGUCAUGAUGAUCACAAGAGGAAAAAAGUGAGUAAAAUAAAGAAAAUACUAAUUUUUAAAAAACAAAUAUGAUAGUCUUAGAUAACUUGAAAUAACUAGUAAUAACUAGAAAGUUAUUACAUGAUCAUACUGAGAAAACCAAGAACACUAAUAUGUGCAGAAACAUAACUCUAAAAGUAAUGGAAAGCUUGUCUCACUCAGUUGAAAUUUUAAUCUCUGCAGUAUUGCCUCUUCCUCUUCCUCAUUAAGAUAUCACAUGACCGGAAGAAACCUGUAUAAGGUGUGGGGAAACACUUUGUAAAUGAACUGUAUAGUGCAUGCAUUGUUCUAUUAAAUACCGUUUAUUUAUUGUUAAUGUUGAAGCAUGACCUACCUGUGAUAACACUUACCAAAGCAAAAGCCCAUAAUUUUAAAAAAAAAGAUCCAUCAUUUUUCAAGUUGCACUGAAGAAAUUUAGAUAUUUUACACAAUUUGAAAUUAAAUGCAUGUGUGUUUGAAGAGAGACCUGUUUGCUUUUUAAUGAAUGAGAGUAAAUGUAAGUUAUUUUAAUGCAAGUACUUUUCAGUAUGGAAACCAUGCAGAUGGUUAUGAAAAUUUGCUGAAUUUACUGUAUGUCAAUACGAGGCAGUGAUUACAAUAUAUUAACACAUUUCAGUAAAGAUUGGGACUGAAAAAAAAUAAAAGCCACAGAAUGAUAUAUUGUGUGAAAUGUCUUCUGUGGAGAAACAUUGACAGCAUGUGAAUCUAAAUGUAUUCGUGAAUGAUCUAAUACACUGCUUAUGUUUGAAUGAUGUGAACACUUUAUAAGGCUGACUUGGUCAUUGUGUGGAACAUUAUUGUAGGAUGGAUUUUAUUUCAGCUGACAAUGUAAAUAAUUAUGAUAGUUUGCAUGUCCUUCAGAGAGCUGUUAAUUCUUAGAGAAAGUCAUUUCAGUCUGUCUCUGUCACUGCAUAUCAAGUGCUGAACAGACUAUAGCAGUCUUAUGUCACCCCUCCCCAGAGUGGACCUCGAGGUGAAUCCAGAUAUACAUAUAUGCUCAGAACUUAGCCCUAGUCACUGUUUUUCUAUAUAAUAGCUAUAUCCACUCAAAAAAAGAUAUUUUCAAACCAUGCAUCUUUUUUGCACUCUUUUGCUUGUUAACUGGCUGAUUUUUCACUUGUUUCAUGCUUGGAAUC
Pomacea canaliculata is the source of this 5650-nucleotide messenger RNA. RefSeq lists its product as uncharacterized. Gene Ontology annotation, biological process: microtubule-based movement. The record is from RefSeq and is a predicted model, not a curated record. Lineage: Eukaryota; Metazoa; Mollusca; Gastropoda; Architaenioglossa; Ampullariidae. Gene Ontology annotation, molecular function: microtubule motor activity; ATP binding; microtubule binding.